Molecule: messenger RNA, 1562 nt
Organism: Linum trigynum
Lineage: Eukaryota; Viridiplantae; Streptophyta; Magnoliopsida; Malpighiales; Linaceae
Source: the annotation of a GenBank genome assembly
UUUCACAUUUCCCUCCACACAUCCCUUAUCCUCUUGCGUAUCUCUCUUUGUUUCCAUUCUACCUCACCUUUCUUUUCUUUCCGAGAAGAAUGAGACGCAAGAUCAAAAUGAACCCCAUUAACACAAUCCUUAAACCAGCCCCCAGCUUCAUUAAAGCAGAGUAAUUUUAUUUUUGUUUUAACGAUGGCUACCAAAUUGGCCUUCAGUUUGUCAUCUCCUCGAUUCUCCACUGCUCCCAUAAGCAAGCCUUUCAUUUCUCCAUGUUCUUCCAAGGUUCAGCCGAUCAGUGGAAGAAGACAUGCUUGCCUCCGGAGAAGGAUUUUCUUGGUUCCCGUCAAGGCUACUGCCGAUCAGCAAGGUCAGGUGCAAGAAGAUGAUGUAGUGGACAGCAAGAUUCUGAACUACUGCAGCAUAGAAAAUAAGGACAAGAAGUCAUUGGGAGAAAUGGAGCAGGAUUUUCUUCAAGCACUACAGUCAUUUUACUACGAAGGAAAAGCGAUAAUGUCUAACGAGGAAUUCGACAAUCUCAAGGAAGAACUGAUGUGGGAAGGAAGCAGUGUUGUUAUGCUAUCUGCUGAUGAGCAGAGGUUCUUGGAAGCUUCGAUGGCAUAUGUAGCUGGGAACCCAAUUUUGAGCGACAAAGAAUUUGAUGACCUAAAACUGAAGUUGAAGACAGAAGGCAGUGACAUUGUAGUUGAAGGUCCAAGAUGCAGUCUUCGCAGCAGGAAGGUCUAUAGUGACCUCAAUGUGGACUACCUCAAGAUGUUACUUCUGAAUGUUCCGGCCACUGUUGUCGCACUUGGCUUGUUUUUCUUCUUGGAUGAUGUGACUGGUUUUGAGAUCACAUACCUUCUGGAACUUCCGGAGCCAUUCAGUUUCAUCUUCACUUGGUUUGCUGCGGUCCCUCUCAUAGUCUGGGGAGCUCUAACGCUUACAAACGCAAUCCUCAAGGAUUUUAUCAUCCUCAAGGGCCCGUGCCCAAACUGUGGCACUGAGAAUGUCUCUUUCUUUGGAACCAUACUCUCCAUUUCCAAUGGCGGCACUACCAACAACCUCAAAUGCUCCAAUUGUGGGACUGAACUGAUCUACGAUGCCAAAUCGCGGCUGAUCACUCUGCCAGAUUGAAGCCUGGUCUGAGAUGGUUAAUGGUAAAUAAUAUGCACUCUUCUUCUAGGCCCUGUCUCUUGAUCCAUUCUACUGUACUGGCGAGACCGAUGUAUCGAUAUUGCUUGACGGACAAUGGAUGGUGUGAAGUCUAGGGUGGAGAAUUUUGAAGCGACAGGAAGUGGAAAUGGAAACUGAAUUUCAGAAUGGGAAAAUAGGUUGUAUAGUGAGGCCUGAGGGGAUCUGUUAAGAGGAUUUUGUUGCCCAAAUGGAUUCGAUUAAUAAUGAAGAAGUCGACUUCACUGUCUAUAAUGGUACUUCAUAAAGGCUGUACCUUUGUAGAUUUUCCUAAAUACCCAUCUAUCAGGUAUAGGCCCUCAUACAUAUAUACGCUAGGUAAGGUCAGUUUUUGCCAAGGUUAGCAUGAGUGGUAACUUGAACAAAUGGAUAUAGUAACU